Molecule: messenger RNA, 501 nt
Organism: Oppia nitens
Lineage: Eukaryota; Metazoa; Arthropoda; Arachnida; Sarcoptiformes; Oppiidae
Product: plasminogen-like
Exons: 2
Coding region: 1-501 (166 amino acids)
Biological process (GO): proteolysis
Molecular function (GO): serine-type endopeptidase activity
Source: RefSeq, a predicted model, not a curated record
AUGAAAUUAGUAUCACAGUUACCGAUACUAACUGUUGAUACAACAUAUAGUAGUAGUAAUAGUAGUAGUGGUCGGUAUCAGCCGCCGCUGAUGAACAGUAUUUGUUUGCCCGACAAAGACAUUGUUAAUACCGCUAAUGAGUUGGCAUUGAGUGCCGGUUACGGUUAUAUUGAUGAAGGAGUUGUCAACAAUGGAUCACUGAUGAUGGCUGGACUCAUGAUUGACAAACUUAUUGAUAAUAGGACCGAUGCUAUGGGUAAUUGGAUAUUAGGAUAUAGACACCCAUUUAGCAAUGAAAGUCCUGCUGUUUGUAAGGGCGAUUCUGGCGGACCAUUGAUCCAGUAUGUCGGGGAUCGGGCUGUACUUAUUGGCAUAAACUCGCGUAGCAGUAGAAUAGGUCCUAAUAAUAAUUGUCAGACUACCGAUCCAUAUAAACCAAUGUUUUUUAUGAGAGUCUCAAAAUUUAUCGAUUGGAUUGUCAAUAUUGUUACUAAUAAUUAA